AUGGCCGCGAACCCAUUCGACACACCUCAAUUCGGCGCUGAGUUCUUCGACCUCUAUCAUGAAACCGCCCCAGUCGUGCGCACCGCCAUUCCUCAACUCCCUAGUGGCGGGUGCAAUUAUGUGGACUUGACGCCCGGCGCUGGAGGAGCGCGAUGCGGCUGCCGUCGCUUCUGGUCUUUCCAAUCUACGGGAAGCCCCGUCGUGGACCAGGCUGGAUGGUGCAUGUGCAACCAUCAUGCGUGUUUCCAUGAUGAGCGACCUCGAGAUCAGCCUCAGCCUCAACCACUGCCACUGCCACUGCCACUGCCGGCAGAGAGAAUGCCAACUCCCAACACCGGGCUCGACCUCGAGAAACUACAGUCUAGACAACGACUAGACCCCCUAAGCCCGACUCUGGAUCUCAUCUCACCAAAGGAAACGGCGGCAGUGCUUGGACCCGAACUCAUCAGCUUCAAUGGAGCUCCCCCGCUAUCCUUUCUACAGAAAUCCUUCGACGGUCCCUUCGAUACUCUAGGAGCCGUUCCCACGCCCAAGCAGGCAUCCAACUCAAUGCCGGAUACAAUGGCCUGGACAAACAUCAUACCACCAACCCAACCAGAUGCCCGUAAUGCAUUGCCACCUAUUCCUGCUCAGUGUCUCAUGUCCCAGACGGCCUCCACCACUUCUUCCAUGCACACCAGCUGGAAUGCUACAGCAAUCCGCUGCCCAGACUGCUUUGCAAGAAUCUCCUACGCAGCAGAAGACUGCGAGCGUCGAAGAGACAUUCGUCUUCUUGGCCCCUGA
This is a messenger RNA of Trichoderma breve, 783 nucleotides long. RefSeq lists its product as uncharacterized. The transcript has 2 exons. NCBI's taxonomy places the organism in Eukaryota, Fungi, Ascomycota, Sordariomycetes, Hypocreales, Hypocreaceae. The record is from RefSeq and is a predicted model, not a curated record. The coding region runs from base 1 to 783 and encodes 260 amino acids.